CGGGGAAACCCUGGAAUAGCAGCAGCAAGAUGGAAUUGAAUGGAGAGAAAGCAUGCUGACUAACAAGCCAGAAUCCGUAACUUCAAAAUUGUGAUUUGUGUGGCCUGCAAAAUCUUUCCAAGGGACUCCAGAAGUGUUUAAACAGCCAUGGCACUCUUCACUCCAUGGAAAUUGUCCUCUCAGAAACUUGGCUUCUUUCUGGUAACUUUUGGCUUUAUUUGGGGAAUGAUGCUCCUGCAUUUUACUAUUCAACAGAAGACUCAGCAUGAAAGCAGUUCAGUGCUUCGUGAACAAAUACUGGAUCUCAGUAAAAGAUACAUAAAAGCAUUAGCAGAAGAGAAUAGAAAUGUAGUGGAUGGCCCUUACGUUGGGACAAUGACUGCAUAUGAUUUGAAGAAAACUCUUGCUGUCUUACUGGAUAACAUAUUGCAGCGUAUUGGGAAGCUUGAGUCUAAAGUUGAGAACCUCGUAAUCAAUGGCACAGGUGCAAAUUCCACAAAUAGUACCACCACUGCAAUUCCUAGUUCGGGAGCAGCUGAAAAGCUGAAUGUUGCAGAUCUCAUUAAUGGAGCCCAGGAACAGUGUGAAUUGCCUCCUAUGGAUGGUUUUCCUCACUGUGAGGGCAAAGUAAAAUGGAUGAAAGAUAUGUGGAGAUCUGAUCCUUGUUAUGCAAGUUACGGUGUUGACGGGUCCACAUGCUCAUUCUUUAUUUACCUCAGUGAGGUUGAAAAUUGGUGUCCUCGUUUACCCUGGAGAACAAAAAAUUCCAAUGAAGAAAUGGAUCAGAAGACAACAUUGAAGACUGAAAUCAGAACCAAUUUUGAUUUGCUGUACAAAAUAAUGUCGAGACAUGAAGAAUUCCGGUGGAUGGUGCUGCGAAUAAAAAGGAUGGCUGACACUUGGAUAGAAGCAAUAAAAUCACUUGCUGAGAAGCAAAACUUGGAGAAGAGAAAACGGAAAAAAGUCCUUGUUCAUCUGGGACUCCUCACAAAAGAAUCUGGAUUCAAGAUUGCAGAAAAUGCCUUCAGUGGUGGCCCACUUGGCGAACUAGUCCAGUGGAGUGAUUUAAUUACAUCUCUCUAUUUACUGGGCCACGACAUAAGGAUUUCAGCUUCCCUGGCAGAACUCAAGGAGAUUAUGAAGAAGGUAGUUGGUAACAGAUCUGGCUGUCCUACACAGGGGGAUAAAGUGGUGGAGCUUAUUUAUAUCGACAUUGUGGGACUCACUCAGUUUAAGAAAACUCUUGGGCCAUCCUGGAUUCAUUAUCAGUGUAUGUUACGGGUGCUGGAUUCCUUUGGGACCGAACCAGAAUUUAACCAUGCUCACUAUGCCCAGUCUAAAGGCCACAAAACACCAUGGGGGAAGUGGAACCUUAAUCCGCAGCAGUUUUAUACAAUGUUUCCUCAUACUCCAGAUAACAGUUUCCUUGGGUUUGUUGUGGAGCAGUAUCUGAAUUCCAGUGACAUCAAACACUUCAAUGUCAUUAAAAGGCAGGAUCAAUCACUUGUUUAUGGAAAAGUUGAUAACUUCUGGAAGGAUAAAAAGUCUUACUUGGAUGUCAUUCAUACCUAUACAGAAGUUCAUGGAACCGUCCACGGCACAAGCGCUGUCCACAUGCCCAGCUAUGUUAAGAACCACGGGAUUCUCAGUGGCCGAGAUUUGCAGUUCUUGCUGAGAGGAACAAAACUUUUUGUGGGCCUUGGCUUUCCAUAUGAGGGUCCUGCACCUUUGGAGGCUAUUGCAAAUGGAUGUGCAUUUUUGAACCCGAAGUUUAAUCCACCAAAAAGCAGCAAAAACACAGACUUCUUCAAAGGCAAGCCAACUCUUAGAGAGUUGACAUCUCAACAUCCCUAUGCUGAAGUCUACAUUGGGAAGCCUCAUGUUUGGACAGUAAAUAUCAAUGACCUUUCUGAAGUGGAACAGGCCCUGAAAGCAAUUUCGAGCCAAAAGAUCGAACCUUACUUGCCUUUUGAAUUCACGUGUGAAGGAAUGCUCCAGAGGAUGAAUGUGUUCAUUGAGAAACAGGAUUUCUGUCAUGGUCAAGUGAUGUGGCCUCCGUUGAGUGCUCUUCAAGUCAAAAUUGCUGAAACCGGAAAAUCGUGUAAACAGGUUUGUCAAGAAAACCAGCUCAUAUGUGAGCCAUCUUUUUUCCAGCACUUGAAUAAGGACAAAGAUCUCUUGAAAUACAACAUUCAGUGUCAUACCGUUGAGUCUGCAAAUGAUAUUCUGGUCCCAUCGUUUGAUGAAAAGAGAAAGCACUGUGUUUUCCAAGGCGAUCUUUUGUUGUUCAGCUGCGCAGGAUCUCAUCUAAACCAUAAAAGGAUCUGCCCUUGUAGGGACUAUCUUAAAGGACAAGUUGCACUAUGUAAAGACUGCCUAUAGCAGGAAGUUAAUGUGACUUUUCAAAGUGGCUUGGAGAGAGCCACACUGUGCACUUUGCUACUGCAGACAAAACGGUCGUGUCAGAGAGUAGAAAUCUGUCCUGAGAAAGGGCAGACGAGUGAUUUAAAUGUUUAGAGGAGGGAAAAAACAAUAACCCUCAACUCUUUUAUGUUUUCGUUUUUCGAAGUGAGCUACUUCCAGCCAGAGAAAUCUCUUUAUUCAAAGACGUGACAAAUCAAGUCCCAACUAAAGCUUGAGAUACAUUGAGGCUUCUUCCCCAGUGACUCCUCGUGAUGGACAGUUUGUCAGAUAGCACUGAACAAAAUAUCAACCUGAGAGGAUCGGAUAGUGCCGAAACGACUUAUCGUAGGUAUGUUAAAUGGUGGUGCUGUUCCCGUCAACAAGGCCAGGCAGCUGCUGAAUAGCAACAUCGGCUCUUGGUCACUUUCUGGCCUAUCCUAGCCUCAUUCAAUGGACUUUCUUCAGCAUCCCUGUUUGAGACAGCCAUUUAAGGGAACCCUCCAAACUAGGAUUGGUGACUGACAAACUGAUGGCUCCUUUAGGCUCUAUCAUGGGUUACGAUUGUGGCAGUAAUCAGAGUCUGAAGAGUCACAUAAACACCCAAUUUU
Molecule: messenger RNA, 3011 nt
Organism: Protobothrops mucrosquamatus (brown spotted pit viper)
Lineage: Eukaryota; Metazoa; Chordata; Lepidosauria; Squamata; Viperidae
Gene: MGAT5
Product: alpha-1,6-mannosylglycoprotein 6-beta-N-acetylglucosaminyltransferase
Exons: 17
Coding region: 148-2382 (744 amino acids)
Biological process (GO): protein N-linked glycosylation
Cellular component (GO): Golgi apparatus
Molecular function (GO): alpha-1,6-mannosylglycoprotein 6-beta-N-acetylglucosaminyltransferase activity
Source: RefSeq, a predicted model, not a curated record